This is a messenger RNA of Symbiodinium pilosum, 468 nucleotides long. The record is from the annotation of a GenBank genome assembly. NCBI's taxonomy places the organism in Eukaryota, Dinophyceae, Suessiales, Symbiodiniaceae.
GUGAUGGCAGAGAAGGCCAAGGCGGAUAAGAAAGCAGAGCAGGUCAAUGCGCAGAAGGCAGACUGUCAGGCUGAAGCAGACAAGAUUAACGGCGAGAAGGCUGAAGCUCAGAUUGAGUUGGACAAGGCCUUGCCCUUCCUGCACGAGGCCGAGUCUGCGUGCAACUCCAUCACCAAGAAGGAUAUCACUGAGAUCAAGACCAACAACAAGCCUGUGGACAUCAUCAAGUUGACCUUCGAUGGUUUGCAGAUUCUUCAGUCGAAGCCGGUCAUCUCGGUGAAGGUGGAUGACAAGCUUAUCAACAAGGUCACCGCAUCCUUCCUGAUGGACAGCUAUGAGGAGUUCUCCAAGAAAGACCUUCAGGAUAUGAACUUCUUGAACAACAUCUUGGACUUCGCCGCGAAUGAGAAGGAUAACAUCAACGAUGAGACUUGCGAGCUUCUUGAGCCGUAUUUGCGCUUCGAUGAG